Molecule: messenger RNA, 3773 nt
Organism: Oncorhynchus keta (chum salmon)
Lineage: Eukaryota; Metazoa; Chordata; Actinopteri; Salmoniformes; Salmonidae
Gene: sgtb
Product: small glutamine rich tetratricopeptide repeat co-chaperone beta
Exons: 12
Coding region: 92-1018 (308 amino acids)
Biological process (GO): post-translational protein targeting to endoplasmic reticulum membrane
Cellular component (GO): membrane; TRC complex
Molecular function (GO): molecular adaptor activity; protein binding
Source: RefSeq, a predicted model, not a curated record
GCAGGCGCCGGAGAUGCGAUCAAUCUGACAGAAGUUCUCAUGACGCCAUAGCGGGGACUGCUGGAAAAUAUCUCAGUUGUUUGAAGUGAAAAUGGCAGUGGAGAAGCGCUUGGCAUUCUCUAUUGUGCAGUUCCUGCGAGAUCAAACACACUGUGGUGCUUUGAAUUCUGAUGAGCAGGAAAGCCUUGAAGUCGCCAUACAAUGUUUGGAGACAACCUUCAAGAUCAACUCCAGUGACUGUCAUCUCGCAGCACCACAACCUCUCACUGAAAUAUUCCUCAACUCUCUCCUCAAGAAUGACCAGAAUAACCUGGUGCUACCAGAGACAUCCCCAUCACCAGAAGACACAGAAAAGGCAGAACAGUUGAAGAAUGAAGGGAACAAUCAUAUGAAAGAGGAGAACUACAGCUGUGCGGUGGAGUGUUACACAAAAGCCAUCGAUUUAGACCUCCGAAACGCUGUCUACUUCUGUAACAGGGCUGCAGCACACAGUAAACUGGGGAACUACACAGAGGCAACGGGAGACUGUGAAAGGGCCAUAGGGAUCGACCCUAGCUACAGUAAAGCCUAUGGGAGAAUGGGAUUGGCAUUGACUGCUAUGAAUAAGUACCCAGAGGCCAUCUCCUACUUUAAGAAAGCUCUGGUUUUAGAUCCAGGGAAUGACACCUACAAAUCCAACCUGAAGAUCGCUGAGCAGAAACAAAAAGAGGCAUCCAGUCCUAUGGCUACGGGACUGGGAUUUGACAUGGCCAGCCUUAUCAACAACCCUGCCUUCAUCAGCAUGGCCGCCAGUGUGAUGCAGAACCAACAAGUGCAACAGCUUAUGUCAGGGAUGAUGUCCAAUGCGGUCGGGGGUCCAGCAGCAGGAGUGGGAGGACUGUCUGACAUCUCCAGCCUGAUUGAAGCUGGUCAGCAGUUUGCCCAGCAGAUCCAGCAGCAGAACCCAGAACUGAUCGAACAGCUGAGGAACCACAUCCGCAGCCGCUCCUUCAGUGGCAGCGCUGAGGAGCACUCGUGAUCCACACAGUGUACAUUUCAAUAGAGGAAGGGCAACCAUAUGUCGUGAUUACAAUCUCUACACCCAUUCCUUAAACUCACAUCACCGGCAGAGCUGGAAUGAAGAGACAGACGGAGAUGGGGACGAUGGCACUUUACUGGGACUGUAUCUUCAGAGAGGAGGGGAGAGAUGAGAAACAGUCUACACCUUCUACAUACCUAAUAAGAAGAGAGAGUAUCCAACACAUUCUAUGUAGAUACUCAAACAGGAAAUAGAGUAUCAACCACAUUCUAGACACCCGAUUAGUUUCAAAAACAUUCCCACCAAUCAGGAGAAAGAAUAUUCAGUUCGAGACCCAAUCAGGAGACAGUCUCAACUAAUUAUUCUAAAUAUCCAACCCAGUGCACAGCAAAUAUUUAAUCUUUCCUCAAUAAUGUUCCAUUCCAAAUGGAUUUCUGUGUUUUUCUAUAGUGUGUUGUAGUAGCAAUGUGGAAACCAUUUCCGUGUUCCUAUACUUUGGUAUAUUUUGUUGAUCCUUUGGUCCGCACUGAUUUCACUGAUCCAACAGAAUUGUACGCAGGAGAAUGCAGGGGUGUAUACAGUGAGGUGAAACAUUUAGAUAGAAAUUAAAUUAAUAGAGCUGAUAGGAUUCCCUAUUCUACAGUACCAGUCAAAAGUUUGGAAACACCUACUUAUUCAAGGGUUUUUCUUUAUUUUUACUAUUUUCUACCUUGUAGAAAAGUAGUGAAGACAUCAAAACUAUGAAAUAACACAUAUGGAAUCAUGUAGUAACCUAAACAUUGUUAAACAAAUACAAAUCUAUUUUACAUUUUAGAUUCUUCAAAGUAGCCACCCUUUGCCUUGAUGACAGCUUUGCACACUCUUGCCAUUCUCUCAACCAACUUCACCUGGAAUGCUUUUCCAAAAGUCUAGAAGGAGUUCCCACAUAUGUUGAGCACUUGUUGGCUGCUAUUCCUUCACUCUGCGGUCCAACUCAUCCCAAACCAUCUCAAUUGGGUUGAGGUCAGGUGAUUGUGGAGGCCAGGUCAUCUGAUGCAGCACUCCAUCACUCUCGUUCUUGGUCAGAUAGCCUUACACAGCCUGGAGGUGGGUUGGGUCAUUAUUCUGUUGAAAAACAAAUGAUAGUCCAACUAAGCGCAAACCAGAUGGGAUGGCAUAUCACUGCAGAAUGCUGUGGUAGCCGUGCUGGUUAAGUGUACCCUUGAAUUCUAAAUUACUCUGGGUCUUUCUUUCCUGUGGCGGUCCUCAUGAGAGCCAGUUUCAUCAUAGAGGUUGAUGGGUUUUGAGACUGCACUUACUUGAAGAAAUGUUCAAAGUUCUUGAAAUUUUCCAGAUUGACUGACCUUCAUCUUUGAAAUAAUGAUGGACUGUCAUUUCUCUUUGCUUAUUUGAGCUGUUCUUGGCAUAAUAUGGACUUGGUCUUUUACGAAAUAGGGCUAUCUUCUGUAUGUCACCCCUACCUUGUCACAACACAACUGAUUGGCUAAAACACAUUAAGGAAAUAAAUUCCACAAAUUAACUUUUAACAAGGCACACCUGUUAAGUGAAAUGCAUUCCAGGUGACUACCCCAUGAAGCUGGUUGAGAAAACGCCAAGAGUGUGCAAAGCUGUCAUCAAGGCAAAGGGUUGCUACUUUGAAGAAUCUCAAAUAUAAAAUAUAUUUUGGUUGGUUACUACAUGAUUCCAUAUGUGAUUCCAUAUGUGUUAUUUUAUAGUUUUGAUGUCUUCAUUAUUAUGCGACAAUAAUAGAACAUAGUAAAAAUAAAGAAAAAUCCUGGAAUGAGUAGGUGUGUCCAAACUUUGGACAGGCACUGUACAUGACAGGCAAUUAGAACUGUAUUGUGUAUAACAGAUACAUCUUCACGUUCUGUAACAUUGCUCCUUUCAGAACUGACCCCAGGAAUUGACUUAAAAUUGCUUUCAGUAAUUGCAUUGAGUGAAAGGGAGGAAGGAAUUAAGGAAGGAGAGAAAGGGAGGGAGGGACUAAUGAAGGACAGAAAGGGAGUUAAGGAAGGAGUGAAAGGGAGGAAUGAAUUAAGGAAGGAGAGAAAUGGAGGAAGUGGUUGUUCAGGAAGGAGUGAAAGGGAUAAAGGAUGCAUCUGUGAAGUAUUUGAACUGGGAGCACAUUCCUUUUUCUCAUGACUACAUGAGUUACACACACACACACACACACACACACACACACACACACACACACACACACACACACACACACACACACACACACACACACACACACACACACACACACACACACACACACACACACACACGACAGCAGGGUUACAUUGUUUCUAUCCUAUCAUGUUCAGACAGUUAUUUUUGUACCAAAUUAUUUGUUAUAGUUACUGUUGGAUGAAACAAAGACCCUAAGCCUUGAUCAUGUGGACCUCUAUCAUUGCUUUGAAUAGCAAUUAUCAGACUGCUAAUUUGAAGAUAAAAGAAAGUAUGUCCUUGAAAGUAUGUAUAGUGACCAUGUCUGCACCCCCUACCCUCACCCUGUAUUUACUAAUGAUUGGAACCAUAGCAAACACACAAAUAUGUCAAUGCCAUUUCUCUUUGGAUUCUAUUUCAUUUGACAUCACUGAAAUAAUGUUGAUAGUAUGGGACUUAUUCAGCCUUAUUGAUUUUGCAUGCUUUUCCAUCUGAUAUUUAUUGUCAGACACUUAAUUGAAGCUAAUGAAUAUUGUGUAAAACAGAGCAGCAUAAUGUUUGGUCAACAAAUAUACGUCUAAAUAAAAUGUCUUAAAAUGGA